AUGGCGUAUAAGCAGCAACCCGUUCAGGACGAAGUGGAGAUGGAGACGAUGGCCGAGGCUGAAUUAUCCCGAUUAAAACGCCAGUACAGAAUAAUGGAGAAUGAUCGGGUCACUUACUCCGAAAAAGCGCGAUUACAAUUGAGGAAUCAGCAGAAUAUGAUUGAGAGAUUGGAGUACGAAAAAGCGGAACUUGUUUUGGGGAUCAAAAUGGCCAAGUCGGAAGCCAAUUCCAGGAAGGACAACGAGAUGGAUGAGAAGUUGAAGUGCCUCUUGGCGAAGAGAUCGAAGUACAUCGAGAUGAUUAAAAAUGAACGACAACAGAUUGAUGAACUUCAGGAGCAAAUUAUUAAGGUAUCUAAAGAGGUUCAUGAGCUGAAAAUGAAGAUUCGUACAGACGCGCAAUCAAAAGAAAUAUCGGAGAAGCAUAAUCACAUGAUUACGACCUUAGAGAACAGGUUGGAAGUUGCAACUAAGCGUUUUAACGUUGUGGUCGCUGAGAAUUGUCAAUUGCGCGCUAAGAUAGACAGUUUGCUGAAGGAACGAGCGCAGUUCAACAUCCUCUGGGCUAAAAUGAUAGGCCAACUCAAUACUGGAAAGUCCGUCAUCAAUGAUCUCAUUGAGCAGGCUACGAUUACGUUCAAUCAACGUGACGAGGAGCUCAACAAGAUUCAUGCACUCAGGGAGAGGGGAGCGAGAGAUUUGAAGGCACACACUUCAGAAAUGUGUGAAUUGCAACGAACACUCGAUAAUGAACUUAAGCUCCAGGAAUUCUUGGGGAUUAAGGGACAGCACAGAGAAAUGGCGGAUUUGCAGGCGAAAAAGGAAGCUGAACGUGAAGCUAAACGCGAGGAGAUGAAGAAUAAAAUUGCUUCUUAUAGUGAGAUUUUAAAUCUUGUGAAGCAAUUCACAGGCGAGGAUGACAUCGAUAAAUUAACAGCUCACUUCCUGAAGCAAGAGGAAGAAAACUUCGCCCUAUUCAAUUACGUGAAUGAACUGAAUGACGAGCUCGAGGGCUUACAAACACGUGUGGCCCAAUUGAGAGACGAAAUCGACGAGGCACGUGCCCUAAACAUACACCGGGGUUGCCAGCAGGCGGAGACCCUCGAGAGGAUCUCAAAGCAGCUGGAGGAGCAGACGGCACAGGCCGACGAGGCCGAAGCCAGUCUCACCGAGUGCAACGAGACCUUCGAUAAAUUACUGCAAGGAAUUGAGGCACUGUUUCACAACGUCAAGUGCGAUAAUUCGUCUAUUCUGGAUCUUCUGGGAGAUAAUACUCAUGUGACUAUGAAUAAUGUGAUGCUUUAUCUCGGGAUUAUUGAGAAGAGGAUCGGCGAGAUGUUUCAUAGGGUGCAUUGGGCUGACGUCAAUGCUGGGAAGAUGGACGCGUUGAGAUUGGAUGAGGAGAAGAGAUCGAAAUUUAAAGCCCCUUCGUUGAGCCAACUCGCACCUACCCAGCCUUGUCCUUUAUGUGUUGAGAAAGAAGAGUUCCAAAUCGUGACAGAAGGUCUCGAAGUUCCCCUGACGCGUGACGAAAUCGGUGAGAAGCUGAAAAACGUUCUCGAGGAGGAUCACACCGAUAUUUUGCAUAAUGUCUCGGGUUGUCACCUACCAGCAGCAAGAAAAAUUAUUCAAAAACGAUAUCAAUAAAUUUCUGGGAAGAGUAACAAUGAAUUUAAAACAUUGAAUUAUCAUUCAUAUUACUCAAGUGGACGCGCCUGUGUUGCUUCACGCGAAACGAUCCUCAGGCGCUCCCACGUUUCCUGGGAAUAACGUAAUCGAGGGAAUUUUGUUAGUAAACGAAAUGUCUAUGAUUGUAGCAAAUUGCACUAAUUAGUUAUUGGAGGUUUCCCUCGAACAAUUUCCGGCAAGAGAUUAUCCACUGAAAACAUCUUUGCAUUUGUAUAUUUUUUUGACAUAUGUUUUUAAAUAAAAUAUUUUACAUUUUGAA
Diachasma alloeum is the source of this 1948-nucleotide messenger RNA. It is a transcript of the gene Ccdc114, whose product is annotated as coiled-coil domain-containing protein 63. Lineage: Eukaryota; Metazoa; Arthropoda; Insecta; Hymenoptera; Braconidae. Bases 1 to 1647 code for a protein of 548 amino acids. The transcript is spliced from 6 exons. The record is from RefSeq and is a predicted model, not a curated record.